CUGUUGGAGAGGCUGAGCACACGAGGUUGAGUCGCAAGCUCAGAAAGCCACGGUACGGAACAAUGUUGCGAAAAUUGACCGCCACUGUGUUACCGUACUGCGCGGUAACCGUUUUGCUGCUGGUCGCGUUCUUUUUUCUCAGUUUUCUCCGUCUCUUGCCCUGUACGAAAUGGAUCGUGGUUAAACUGAUGCAAAUGGUUGCAUCGAUCACACUGCCCACCGAAGUCUACUGGCAUUCACUGUUCACAUGGCCAAUGUUAAAGUCGCUGCGCAACGCGAUUCUGCGCGAACUGCAAAAAUCAGCGCGGAUCGACCAUCCUGCUCCCAAUCCCUCCCUGGUCUCCACGGAUGGAUUGUCGCACCGUCGUCUUUUCAACUUUUGCAAAGGAAAUCGUCCGCUGGUUGUCAACUUCUGCAGCUGGACAUGCCCAGUUUUUCGGGCCAGGGUGGGCGAGUUCCUCAGCAUUGUACAAGAGUUCAGUGAUGUGGCUGAUUUCCUUACUGUUUACAUCGACGAAGCUCACCCGUCUAACGGAUGGGCCUUUAAGAACAACGUUGUAAUCCCUAACCACGCAACCUUAGAAGAGAGAUGCCAGGCUGCAAAACUUAUGCUGGACUCGGUGAAGUUUAACUGCCCCGUUGUUGUGGAUACAAUGGAGAACGAAGCUAAUAGGGCCUACGCCGGGCUUCCUAUAAGACAGUAUAUAAUUAAGAAUCAAAACGUGGUUUACGCCGGACUACCUGGACCAACGUAUUACAACCCUAAAGAAGUUGAAACGUGGUUAAAGGAGUUCAAAGCUGAAUUUAUGAGAACUGGACGCCACAGGGCUUAAAAUGUAAAAACGCAGUUGACUAGAAGAACGACGUUAACGUCCGUUUGACUUGUUCGGUCACGUCGCAUUCGACAAACCAGACAAGAGGAAAUACAAUUAGGAUAGAUGACCAGCACCGGAAGUUUUUAUAAACGAAAAGUUGACAUUAAAUUAAAUGGAAACAUUGCCUUGAAACUUUCCAAGGAAAUACUAUCGGAAGACUGACAAAGAACAAUUUUAAUUUCUCGUUAGAUGCGAUGUAACGAAAAAAACAAAGCGAUCUUUUGACGUGCUUUGUUCCCGCGAAAGCCUAUAAUUGUUUGCUUAGCUUAUUUACAAGCAGGCCAGAAGGGCUGUGGUCAUGGAUCUGUAGGAAUAGCUUCUUACUCGGUCGCGACAACUUUAAUUCUAGGCUAAGCAUGAUAAUUGAUGAAAGAAUGCCUUUGUGUAGGAAGUCAGUCUUUAAGUAAUGUAUUUAGAAUUGUUCAUUAUUCAAUUACACGAAUGUAAAUAAAUUACGUGUUAGCCUA
This is a messenger RNA of Orbicella faveolata, 1342 nucleotides long. Its product is annotated as type I iodothyronine deiodinase-like. Gene Ontology annotation, molecular function: thyroxine 5'-deiodinase activity. Gene Ontology annotation, biological process: thyroid hormone metabolic process. Lineage: Eukaryota; Metazoa; Cnidaria; Anthozoa; Scleractinia; Merulinidae. The record is from RefSeq and is a predicted model, not a curated record.